CAGUUGCAGUCUUGUACAUGGUCUCGCUAGUGUUAUAUUUACUACACUUACUCUCUAAAUUAACCCCUUUUUACCUCCUUAAAUUUAAUAUUGUGAUCCCAGAGUCACUUGGAAUUAAAGCUGGAGGUAUGGAAAUGCUUCAGAGUCAGUGAUUUUUCAGUGAGUUAAUCUAAGUGGAAAGAUUCCACCGGAAAGAAGGGAAUGUGCAGAAAGAAAGGCUGGUGAGCUUGUGUUCCAACUUGUAAUGGUUGAAAACUGCUAUAAUCCUGGUGCAGGUUGAAAGUGUUGAGUAUAUAGGUCUAUGUGAGAUAGCAGAGGCCUGUGAGAGUACUGGGUAGUGGCCUUACUUGGAAAUUAUUACUUCAACACAUCUGGCCACAAGUGUAAAGUAAUGGAGAGAUCAGCAAGGCUGCUGCCGUCUGGAUUUAGCACUAACUUAUUUUUUGUGCUCUUGUAGACCUUCCAUGAAACACUCAAAGUUGCUUCGAUGCCAAGUUGGUGUUGAAAUGAUAAGGCGAAAGCAGCGCCCCUAGUGAGGAGAGGAGGAAUCACCUCUACACAAGGUUGGUACACCAUAACUAGUAUUCAUGGAAGGAAAAAUGCACUGUAAAUGCUAAGACAAGAAUGGUGGGCUAACUUAACUUCAGAGUGGUGGGACGCCUCAACGGGACGCCUCAGCUGGUAUUGCCAGUGGUGUGUGUGCAGUGGAGGGGCAGUCCCAGCACCAAGAUCUGUGAGAACUAACAGCUAAGUAUCCAUCACACUACGUCUGUCUCUGUGAUGUAGUCAGCAACCACCUUCCCUGCAUAUAGUAUGGACUCUUUCUUGGGCAAUACUCGUCCAUUCUUCCAAGGGCUGCCCACUUCCACUCGUGGAUAUGAUGGGUCCACACUGGAGGACCAAACUCAUGCUCCGCCCACACCCACACCCCCAGCCACGCCCACACUGCCACCUGCUCAUGUCUACCACCCAUACCAGCACUCUUCAGGCUUUACAGGUGCUGCAACAGCUACUAGUCUGCCUGGUCUGCUGCCUCCUAGCCGCCCUAUAACACCUGCUACACCUUCACAUAAGCUUCCAGAUCACACACAAGCUGCUUCACCAUACAGUGUAGUGUCUUUCUUACAACCACACACCACAAAAACCACAAAUGAGGCACGUUAUCUGGCUCACCUAGAACAUUUACGGCAAACAGCAGGAGCUCCCACGAGGCCAAAUGCCCUACAUGAUUCACGGAUGCCAUCUCACCCAUAUAACAGCCAACCAUCUCUUGUAAUAGAUCCUCGUAUGCCAACUCAGUCGUAUACUACUCAUUCAAGUGUAUCUCCUGAAGGUCGAGCACCUUCUCAUCCAUACACAACUCAAGCUCCUAGUUCAGCAGAAUUACGGCCUAAUCGACCAUACAGCACACAUUCUGGUAUAAAGGGAGAUUCAAAAAUCCCUGCACGACCAUACAGCUCUCAGUCUGCUCCUUCCAGUGACUUAAGGACACAUUCUCAUUCAUUUAUCUCUCAAUCCUUAUCUUCAGAUCCCCAAAAUCAUUUAGACAGUAAAUAUCCACCUAGAACUGAAACUAGGUCAAACCUUCGGACACUCGAGACGCAAUCAGAUCCAAAAGUAGAUUUACAUCAUGAACAGUGGGGUCAACUGUAUAGGGCUCCUGAAGCCAAACCCUUGGAGAAAUUGGCUCCAUCCGUCCACAUUGCUGUAACCCCCAUUAGUGUGAACGGCUCCAAGGAUGCUCUUUAUUUAGGAAAGAAGGUUGAUGAUAUAGCAAGUGUAAAACAAUCAGAUGAUCCCUAUAUUAGGAGUGUAGAAAGUUUGCAAGUCAAUGGGUCACGUGACUCAUUGUAUCCUAAUGGAUCUCACAGCUCCUAUUCCUUAGACAAACAGAGAGAGUCUUCAAGAGGUAAACCAACAGCUUCCUGUCCAAAGGAAGAUUCUGCCCUAGAUCUCUCUGUCAAAACUGUGAGACAAACUGCAGAUUCAACUGCUCCAGAUCUUGAACACAGUUUUAGUGCUCCUCUUAUGAGUGGAGUAACUAUUGAAAAACUAUGCCAAAGUGAUCUUACAUGUACUCCAAGCUCUGUUCCUGUCACUUCACCAAAUAAGGCUAAUAAAAUCCCAUCGGCAACUCAGAGAGAUGUACCCAAGGUUGCUCCAAGCAUUUCAGGGACUCCAAGAGCAACACCUCCAUCUCAUGUAUCUACACAGUAUGGGAUAAACGGUUCUCCUAGUCCUCUACCAUCAUCGAACCCACUUGCACGGCAUUCUCACACAUUAUCUUCUGUUAAGCGUGCAGGUGACCCAGUAUAUUUGGAUAACUAUGCUAAGCUACCUCGAAGAAGUCAUACACCACCUUCGAAGUCAAGCAUCCCAUCUAGACAGUUAGCUGAUGCUCAUUUAUCUGCUCAUCCACACAAUAAAUCUAUGUACAGUGCACACAAAGACUCGCUCUCAGAUCAAAAUCGUGGUCUCCAUCUCCUAGCAGCAGCAACACUGAAAACAGAACUUGAUAUUCGAUAUGGCAGAGAACCUGGUACUGAUAGAAGGCAGCCAAGUUUAGAAAGGAGAGAUUCUGGUAAUGAAUUAAGAGAUAAAAGCUUAGAAAGAAGGAUUAAUAGGAAUCCUGCAAUAGAAAGAAGAGAUCCAAGUCUUGAAGGAAGAGAUACAAGUCUUGAAGGAAGAGUUCCAAGUCUUGAAGGAAGAGAUCCAAGUCUUGAAGGAAGAGAUCCAAGUUUUGAAAGAAGAGAUCCAGGUCUUGAAAGAAGAGAUCUAGGUCUUGAAAGAAGAGAUCCAGGUCUUGAAAGAAGAGAUCCAUGUCUUGAAAGAAGAGAUCCAUGUCUUGAAAGAAGAGAUCCAAGUCUUGAAAGAAGAGAUCCAAGUCUUGAAAGAAGAGAUCCAAGUCUUGAAAGAAGAGAUCCAAGUCUUGAAAGAAGAGAUCCAAGUCUUGAAAGAAGAGAUCCAAGUCUUGAAAGAAGAGAUCCAAGUCUUGAAAGAAGAGAUCCAAGUCUUGAAAGAAGAAAUCCAAGUCUUGAAAGAAGAAAUCCAAGUCUUGAAAGAAGAGAUCCAUUUCUUGACAGGAAAGAAUUAAGUUUAGAAAAAUGGACUCUUAACUCUGCUAUGGAUCCAAAGUAUAUGCAUGGAAAGCAUUCAGAUGUUUGUGAUAAUUACAGAGCAUGGGUGAACAUUUCUGAGCAGUCCAAGUCCAACAGUGAUAAAACAAAAUAUUUAUCAGAACAAUACCCUAUACCAACUUCCGUCCCUAGCACUUUACCUCAAGGUUCAAGGGUUUCUUCUGCUCAACCUCCUCAUCCUUAUUCAACUUAUGGACGUCCUCCAGACAUAAGACUACCUCAGACUCCAUACUCCCAGUCAGCACGUACUAUUUCUCCUGUGCAUCACUCACAAGUGAAUGUGGAACAUUCAGUGCAAGGGAAAAUGCAAAAGCCAUAUACUCAGCCAGCCACAAGUAGAAUGCCACAGGCUUCAUCAGCACACGUUAGUAGUCACUCUUCUCAGCCUUCUGUAACUACGUCUGUAACACAAUCUUACCAGUAUCCGUAUACGGCAAGUCAACAGCAGAGACAGCAGCAGCGGUUAACUACGCAACCUUCACCAUUUAAUAUUCCUCAAGCUAUGAAAUCAUUAACAGCAGUUUCUCUACCACCGCCACCACAUCUCACACCACAGCAGGCAGCUCAACAAGCAUAUUUAUAUACUCAACAGCGUAAUGAAGCAUCUCAUUCCUUGUAUGUAGGCAAGCGAUCAAAUCAAACAUCUCCUCAUCCUUCUGGCUCGCCACAUUCUUCUGUAUCUCCACAUCUUUCCGUGUCGCCACAUCUAGCCGCGUCUCCACAUCCAUCAGCUUCUCCACAUUCAGUAGCAGCAUCACCACGUUCUGGUGUGUCUCCUCAUCCAUGCCAGCAGGGUAGAACCCCUCGGUCUUCUCCACAUCCCCAGAAGAUUCCAGCAAGUUCUUCACCACAGCAUUCAAGUCUUUCUUAUCCAGGAAGUCUCCCUCCUAGUCCAUAUUCAGCUCACCAGACUUACCCACCACACUCCACACCACCAGCAAGACCACCAUCAGUAGCAGCACCAUCUAUUCAUCCAACUCAUCCACAUUGUAACCCUCCAUUAAAAGCACAAGCUUCUCAGGUGUCAUCUACUCAUCCAUCACAUGUACAUAUGACUCGACCCAGUGAGCCUCAUGGAGUUCAUCAGGGGCCACAUGUAGAGGAUCAUGCAGCUCAGGGCUACUUCUCCCAAGCUCAUGCACAACAUCCACUACAGCCACAUAACUUGCAAGCUACUCCUUCACAGGCAUGCCCACCCCUCACACAACCCUCUCAGCUUCACCCACAAAUCCAUAUGCACAAUUCUCAAGCUUAUAACUAUCCCUUACAAGUUCAUUCUUCUACCCGUGAUCAUCCUAAUUCACAGCUUUCCUCUCAUCCCUCACAGACAUUUCCCAACACUUCUCAAGCGCACCCUCAUUCAUCACACUCUUCCCACUCUCACUUUUCUUAUGUUACUGCCUCACUUUCUUCGCAAACUCUACAUCAUUCAUCUCAAGCUCCUCCCUAUACUUCCCAGGCUUCUACCCAUUAUACUAGAACUUCCUCUCACACUUCACAAGCUCAUUCACAAACUUCCCAAGUUCCCUCUCACACCUCCCAAGCUCCCUCUCACACUUCCCAAGCUCCCUUACGCACUUCCCAAGCUCUCUUACAUACUUCUCAAGCUCUCUCACACACUUCCCAAGCUCCCUCACAUACUUCCCAAGUUCCCUUACAUACUUCCCAAGUUCCCUCAAACACUUCCCAAGCUCCCUCUCACACUUCCCAAGUUCCCUCAUACACUUCCCAAGCUCCCUCUCACACUUCCCAAACUCCCUCUCACACUUCCCAAGCUCCUUCACACACUUCCCAAGCUCCCCCUUUUACUUCUCAAGCUCACUAUCACACAUCCCAAGCUGCUUCUCAUUCUUCUCAAGUUUCCUCACAUUUUUCCCAAGAUCCUCAUUUCUCCCAAGCUGCUGCUCUCACUUUCCAAGCUCCCUCUCACUCUUACCAAGCUCCCUCUCACUCUUACCAAGCUCCCCCUCAUUUUGCCCAAGCUUUUUCUCACUCUACCCAAGCACAGUCUAAUUUCUCACAAGCUCCUCCUCACUUUACCCUAGGACUUUCUCAUUCUUCCCAAGCUUCCUGUGACUCUUCCCAAGCUCCCUCUCUUACUUCCCAAGCUCCCUCUCUUACUUCCCAAGCUCCCCCUCUUACUUCCCAAGCUCCCUCAUUUACUGCCCAAGCUCCCUGUCUUACUUCCCAAGCUCCCUCUCUUACUUCCCAAGCUCCCUUUCUUACUUCCCAACCUCCUUCUCUUACUUCUCAAGCUCCCUCUCUUACUUCUCAAGCUUCUUCUCUUACUUCCCAAACUCCCUCUCUUACUUCCCAAACUCCCUCUCUUACUUCACAACCUCCCUCUUUUACUUCCCAAGCUCCCUCUCUUACUUCCCAAGCUCCCUCUCUUACUUCCCAAGCUCCCUCUCUUACUUCCCAAGCUCCCUCUCUUACUUCCCAAGCUCCCUCUCUUACUUCCCAAGCUCCCUCUCUUGCUUCCCAAGCUCCUACUCUUACUUCCCAAGCUCCCUCUCUUACUUCCCAAGCUCCCUCUCUUACUUCCCAAGCUCUCUCUCUUACUUCCCAAGCUCCCUCUCUUACUUCCCAAGCUCCCUUUCUUACUUCCCAAACUCCCUCUCUUACUUCCCAAGCUCCCUCUCUUACUUCCCAAGCUCCCUCUCUUACUUCCCAAGCUCCCUCUCUUACUUCCCAAGCUCCCUCUCUUACUUCCCAAGCUCCCUCUCUUAUUUCCCAAGCUCCCUCUCUUACUUCCCAAGCUCCCUCUCUUAUUGCCCAAGCUCCCUCUCUUACUUCCCAAGCUACCUCUCUUACUUCCCAAGCUUCCUCUCUUAUUGCCCAAGCUCCCUCUCUUAUUUCCCAAGCUCCCUCUCUUAUUUCCCAAGCUCCCUCUCUUACUUCCCAAGCUCCCUCUCUUACUUCCCAAGCUCCCUCUCUUACUUCCCAGGUUUCCACUCUUACCACCCAAGCUCCCUCUCUUACUUCCCAAGCUCCCUCUCUUGCUUCCCAAGCUCUCUCUCUUACUUCCCAAGCUCUCUCUCUUACUUUAGAAGCUCCCUCUCUUACUUCCCAAGCUCCCUCUCACACUUCCCAAACUCCCUCUCACACUUCCCAAGCUUCCUCUCACACUUCCCAAGCUUCCUCUCACUCUUCCCAAGCUCCCUCUCUCACUUCCCAAACUCCUUCUCAUACUUCCCAAGCUCCCUCUCACACUUUUGAAGCUCUCUCUCACUCUUCCCAAGCUCCCUCUCACUCUUCCCAAGCUCCCUCUCACACUUCCCAAGCUCCCUCUCACACUUCCCAAGCUCCCUCUCACACUUCCCAAGCUCCCUCUCACACUUCCCAAGCUCCCUCUAACACUUCCCAAGCUCCCUCUCACACUUCCCAAGCUCCCUCUCACACUUCCCAAGCUCCUUCUCACACUUCCCAAGCUCCUUCUCACACUUCCCAAACUCCCUCUCACACUUCCCAAGCUCCCUCUCACACUUCCCAAGCUCCCUCUCACACUUCCCAAGUUCCCUCUCACAUUUCCCAGGCUCCCUCUCACACUUCUCAAGCUACCUCUCACACUUCUCAUGGUCCCUCUUAUUUUUCUCAGGCUGCAUCUCAUGUUCCCCAAGCUCCCUCCCACUCAUCCCUACAUUCACGCCAAGUUCUCCCCCUUUCCUCUCAGGUUACUGUUCAGUCGGCCCAGCAGCAGCACUCAGAAGUUGUAACUCAGCCUUCACAAACUAGAGCAGCUCUUCCCACUCAAGCCUCAAGUCAUCCUUCACAGGCACCUCCAGCCACUUCUCUCCAUCUUUCUCAAGCUCGUUAUGCUUCUCAAGUGUCCUAUCUAUCAAAACAUUUGCCUUUCCAUUCCCCUCCCCAUCCUUCUGACAAACAUACCUAUCAUCAUUCUUACCCCUUCCCUCCUCAACUCUCCCCCCAUCCCUCUCAAAAUAUGUCACACCCCUAUCAAGCUGCUGCUCAUCCCUCUCAAGCUACUGUUCAUCCCUCUCAAGCUGCUGCUCAUCCCUCUCAAGCUGCUGUUCAUCCUUCUCAACCUGCUGUUCAUCCUUCUCAACCUGCUGUUCAUCCUUCUCAAGCUACUACUCAUUCCUCUCAAGCUGCUCCUCAUCCCUCUCAAUCUCUUCCUCCCUCUCAAUCUGCUCUGCAUCCUUCUCAAACACCUCAUCCCUCUCAGACUCCUUUUCAUCCCUCUCAAGCUGCUGCUCAUCCCUCUCAAGCUCCUCCUCACCCCUCUCAGGCUUCCCAUCCUUCUCAAGCUUCUCCUCAUCUCUCUCAAGCUGUUCCUCAUCCCUCUCAAGCUGCUCCUCAUCCCCCUCAAGCUGCUCAUCCCUCUCAAGCUACUCAUCCCUCUCAAGCUGCUUCUCAUCCCUCUCAAGCUCCUCAUACAUCCCUAGCUUCUCUUUCCUUUCAUGCUGCUUCUCGAUCCUCUCAGGGUUCUUAUCAUCCCUUUCAAGCUGCUCCUCAUCCCUCUCACACUGCUCCUCAUCCCUCUCAAGCUCCUUAUCCCUCCCAAGCUCCCCAUCCCUCUCAAGCUCCUUAUCCCUCCCAAGCUCAUCCCUCUCAAGCUCCUUAUCCCUCCCAAGCUCCCCAUCCCUCUCAGGCUCAUUAUCCUCCUCAAGCACCUCAUCCCUCUCAAGCCUCUCAUUCCUCUCAAGCUUCUCAUCCCUCUCAAGCUCUUCAUCCCUCUCAAGCACCUCAUCCCUCUCAAGCACCUCAUCCCUCUCAAGCUCCUCAUCCCUCUCAAGCUCCUCAUUCCUCUCAUGCUCCCCAUUCCUCUCAUGCUCCUCAUCCCUCUCAAGCUUCUCAUCCCUCUCAAGCUGCUCCUCCCUCCCAUGUUCUUCAUCCCUCCCAGGCUCCUCCUCCCUCCCAUGUUCCUCAUCCCUCUCAGGCUCCUCAUCCCUCUCAGGCUUCUCCUCCCUCCCAUGUUCCUCAUCCCUCUCAGGCUGCUCCUCCCUCCCAUGUUCCUCAUCCUUCUCAGGCUCCUCAUUCUUCUCAGGUUCCUCAUCCCUCCCACAUUCCUCAUCCCUCUCAGGCUGCUCCUUCUUCCCAUGUUCCUCAUCCCUCCCAGGCUUCUUAUCCUUCCCAGGCUCCUCAUUCCUCCCAGGCUCCUCAUUCCUCUCAAGCUACUCAUCCUUCUCAAGUUUACUCUCAUGCCUCCAAAGGUCCACCUUCUUCCUCUAAAGUUCUCUCCCAUCAUUUUCAAAGUCAUCACCCUUCCCAAGGUUCCUCCUUCUCUUCUCAAAUGCAUCGCCAUUCUCCUCAGGUCCCCUCUCGCCCUUCUCAAGCCCCUUCAUAUGCACAAGGUUCUUCCCAUCAAUCCCAAACUUAUUCCCAUACCUCUCAGGCUCAUUCUCACCCAUCCCUUCCUCUUCCAUCUCAAGCUACAGUUCUUCCAUCUCGGACUUCUCCACGUCCUUCCCAACCUCAGCCCCAACCUUCUCAGCAGCAUGUUCAUCUGUCUCAUCCCCAUCCUUCUCAGUCUUAUUCCCAUUCCUCUCAGUCUUAUCCUCAUACUUCUCAGUCUUACUCUCAUCAUGCACAAGCUCAGUCACAUCCCUCUCCAUCUCAUGCUCAUCUUUGUCGUGGUCAAACACAGAAUUCUCAGUCUGGCUCUCAGAGGGCCCACACUUCACAUCUUGGUACUUCUCAGAUGCGUUUACCACAUGCUACACGAGUGUGUCACUCUAUGUAUCCAUCCCAGCAGACUAUUCGGCCACUCACCUCUCAGUCCCGUACAUCUCAUCCUUCUUAUAGAAACAUUUCUAAUUCCUCUCAGCCUCAUCCUCCUCAAGGUCAUCCUCAUCAUGCCCAGAACCCACAGUGCCAGCCAACAAGGCUUCCACAUUCAUCUGUCAAGCUUGAAGAUGUUCCUGGUGCCUCUCAGUAUCCUAAGCAUAUGCAUCCCUCUAAAUACUCUGUAGCCAGACAGGAUAAGCUACUGAGUAAAGGUCAACUUGAUCCUACAAUCCACCAACCAGUGCCAUCAUUAGUGAAAGCCAGGACUUCGCAGGAUUAUGAUUUAUUGCGAAUACGUACGAAAGGUGAGCAAAAAGCAUUUGACCCUCGGAAUGCUGAGAGUGGCAUCAGAUUGGAGCCUUGGACCCGCUAUACCCCAGGGGUUAAGGGCAACCAGCCUCAUCCUAAUAAUCGAAUUGAAAAUGUACCUUACAAUGUUGCAGAACAACCCACUCAACCUUCACUUGUUAGUGAUAGUCAAGGUGAACCAAAGACUUCCACUGUUUUUGAAUUCAAGGAAGAAGAAAGUCAUAAAUCAGACCAGCCAGAGGAUACAAGCAAGAUACUAGAGCCAGGCAAAGCAGCUUUAGCUGAGAAACUUCAAAGAAAAAUUCAGAGUGUUGAUAACCUUGAGUCUCUUCUAAGCAAAAAAGUAUGUAUACAAGAGCCUUGCACAAUCAAGAAGGAAGAGCCAUCAGUGGAAAGUGAAUGGGACCUGAGUAUAAAUAAGUUCAUUAAUGAUUUAGCAUUGAAUCUUGAAGGGGUAACAAGCAAGAAAAGCAAAACACUAGGAAGGAGAUAUUUACAGAAAAUUCAAAUACAGCAUGCUAUUGACAAUGAUCUCAUUGUACCACCUCCUGCAGAUGCUUUUGAAGAGGAGGAGGAAAGUGAACCUGAACCACCAGUUAAAUUCCGUGGGAAAUUUAAGAGCAUCAAGGAUAAAAAAGUAGAACGUUUAAUUCUUACUUAUGCAUCACAUUCUGAUGAGAGUGCCACAGAAAUGAUUCCUGAUGAAGAUGCUAGUGAUUUUGAGGAGGAAUUGAAAAGAGAAAUAAGAUCAAAAGACAAAAGACGAGGCCAUUCACGGAAGUUAGCAAAAGGUUAUAUAAGCAGUGGGAGUGAAAGUGAAAGAAGAAACAGAAAGGGUUGCUAUGGAAGGGGAAGAAAUAAGGAAAACAAACCUAAUAAUAAGCAAGACUCUGACUUUUCCCUUAGCAGUGAUAGUGAGAGUGAUAGCAGUUCUGUCAGUAGUGAUGAUUCUGAUAGUGAAGACUCUGAUUCAGAUGAGGUAGCAAGGCCACGAAGAAAAGGAAGGAGUUCUGACAGUGAAGAAGAACCAAGAAGAAGGGGUAGAAAAUGGGAUAGUGAUAGCAGUGAUUCAGAAGAAAUAUUACCUAGGAGAAGAACAAGAGGAGGAUACAAAUCCUCAAGUGAUUUGGAGACAUAUAAAGAGUCCCACAAAAAUAAAAAGAGAAAGAAGAAGCAGGAUUCAAGUGAUUCAGAGGAAAUGUUGUUGAAGGUAAGGAAAUGCAAGAAGAAAACAUGGGGAUCUGAUGAUGAUGAUGACAUUGGAGCAAGAAAGGGAAAGAAAAAAGGUGUAACAGGCCGAAAACAACAGAACAAAAAUAAAAGGGAAGAUUCGGAUGAAGAUUCAGAGGCAGAAGUAAUAUCAAGAAAGACUCGAGGCAUGAAGAGAAAACUUCAAGAAUCAAAAAGAGGCAAAAGAAGAAAGCAGAUGAGUGGAAGCUCUUCCUCAGAAUUUGAUGAAACAAAUGAGAACAAAAAUAAAAUUUAUCGAAGAAAAAGAGAUAGCAAAAAGAAGACUAAAAAGUCUGCUGAAGACAGUAGUGAAAAUUCUGACAUUCCAACCAAAAAGAAAAAUCAUUCAAAGAGCAACCUUAUUGUUGAUAGUGAUGAAAGUGAUGAUUUGAAAAAGAGUGAUACAGAAGAAAAGAGCUCAGAUGAAAAGCAAAAUAAAGAUGAGGCAUGUGAUAUUGCAGAUAUGGAAAAUUCCAUUAAAAAAGAAGUUAAAGAAGAAUUACAGGAUGAGACUCUAGAUUUUGAAGAUAAAAGAGAGUUUGAAAAUGACUCUGUCAUUGAAAAGUUGAGGAAAAUUAGAGAUGACGAAUUAAACAGAGAAGAUGUGAAAGAAAUGAAAGUGUGGCUAAGUGAAGUAAAUAAUGACAUGAAGAAACAACUUGGAAACCUUCAGGAGACAGCAUUGAGGCAUUAUUGGAAAAAACCUGAAUUUGGAGCAGGGGAUGAUUUCCUCCAUGGAUGGCAGAAUGAAGUGAAAAAAUACAAAGAAGUUACAGCAAGGUUUCCUAAGAAACUUUGCCAAGCUGCUAAACAUCAGAGCUCUGUCUCUUCUAAUAAAAUUAACUCCAAAAAAAGUAAAGAUCGUGAAUCAGGAUCAUCUCCUGCUAAAAAUACUCGUAGUAAAUCUGGCAUAAUCAAGACAAGCAUGGCAGUAGCAGAAGAUGACAGAUUGAAGGUAGCAGCACGACCAGAGAUUAGCAGUGUUAUGCAGAGAUUUUUUGAGAAGGUUUUGGCUGAAUCUGGAAGUGAUAGCACCAAGGGUGGACUUGCAUCCAAAAAAUUCACUCUUGGUCCAUUUUCUGCUUUUGCUACGCAAAGAACGCCUACAGGCCUUACACCAACACCAUCAGUAGCUCCUUCUAUGAUGGCUAGUGAUGACUCUGAUUUGGACUCACUAGCUAGCCUCAGAACUGACCUUCCUGCAUCUGACAGUAUCCCAGUGUCACGAAGAUCUAUAGCUAGCAGCCUGCUAAAAAAAUUUGGCCGUAAAUAUAAUAAUAAAAAGCUCAACACGCAGUGCCUCAACAAAGCUAGAUUAAUACUGGAAGCUAAAAACAAACCUCAACUCUUGCCCACACCUGGAAUGCCCACAACAGAAAAGGAUCUUGAAGAUAUGUCACCAGAUCAUCUUAAGAUUGCCACAUUUUUCAGGAAAGAAACCGUUAGUAAUUACAGAGAUAACUUUGAAGUUGUUGUGACAAAGAAUGGGAUAAAUGAAUUUACACCAAUCUUGUAUCAAUCAAGAACACGUAACAAGGCAAAGCAGAUUCAAGAUGCUGCCACGUUGAGAUCUGUUUUUGGCACAGACAUUCCCAUUCAUCUAAUCAAGAAAACUGAGACUAAGAAAUGUAAGAAAUUAAAGAAGACAGAGAAAAAAGAUGAAUUAAAAAUUUCAGUAAAAGAUGCGUGUUCUCCAGUUCCUGUAAGUCGUGCAAGUACUCCUGGUGGGUCUUUACUAGCUCAGGGAGAUGGAGAUGAUGACUCAGAGCUGCGUAGUGAGCGUUCUGAGUCUGUGCUAGGAGAAUCAUCUGUUCCACGGGCAGCCAAGAGAGCGCGACGAAAAUUCCGCAAGUUUAGAAGUGGUUUCGACUAUAUAAGGAAAAAGAAGAAAGUAAAGCCUGAUGACGAAACGACUCCAUCUAGAAAACGCUUGCCUGUCCGCAAGCACGUUAAUUGGCCUGAAGAAAGUCGUGAUGUAGCCUCAGAAGUUCGCAGUUGGGUUGUCAAUAAAGGACUCGGUGAAACUGUUUUGCAUAAAGCUGCCAGACUUCAGUAUCAUGAUGUUGUUGUUUACUGUGCGGAAAGUCCUGACUUUGAAAUUAACAUUCGUGAUAAUGCAGGCUACACACCUUUACAUGAGGCUUGCAACAGAGGUCAUUUAGAUAUUGCACAGGUAUUGUGUGCACACGGAGCUCAUGUCAAUGCUCCGGGCUAUAAAGGAAUGAGGCCACUUCAUGAAGCUGUUGAAAAUGGGCAUGGAGAACUUGCUCGCCUCCUGCUUGCGUAUGGGGCUGACCCUGCACUUACCACCUAUGCUGGCCAGAAUUGCCUUGCUCUUUCUGCUGAUGUCCAGACCACAAAACUCAUUGAAGGUUAUCUAGCUGAUCUGAAGGGACGCCCUAGUGAGAUGUGGCACUUUAAUGGCCCUUCUAGGCUCCUUGAUGCGGAUGAGCAAGGCUGUGAUUUAUUUAGCACUAUUCCUGAAAGCAGAAUUGUUCCAACAUAUCAGCCAAUAAAAUCCCCAGAUGACACAGAUAGACAAAAAUUAGCAUCACAAAAAUUUGAAACCCUUAGUAUAAAAACAUCAAAUGGAGCUGUGACACAGAUAAAAAGUGAAAUGAGUUCUCAAAGAGAAUUUGAAAAUCUUUCCACCAGUGUGGAAAACAACUUCUUAAAAGUAAUUCAGAUUAGUGAACUGAAAAAUUCAAUUAAAGAAGAUAGGAAAAAGGAUAAGAAGAUAGAAAAUAACAGAGAAUCAUCAGUUGAAGAAAUGGAAAGUAAACAUACACUGAAGAGCAAGGAGAUAAAGGAUGCUGACAAAAAUGUUGUUCCAUUAAGUGAAGAAGAAUUGGAUUUAAGUGAAGUAACUUUUCAGACAAGUGAAUUACCUCUUUUGGACGUAUUUGAGGUUGAUGGCCGGCCUCAUAAAUAUUACCUUAUGCUAGAACUCUUGACCCUCCUUAGAAUGACUCAAGCAGAACUUAUUAUUUCUGCAAGAACUAUUGAAACAUUAAAAUUGAGUGUAAAGGAAUUUGAGAGUCUGGCCCACAGCUGCAUUGUGGGGUCAUGCAGUCGUGCAAUUGUUGAUACCUGCUCUUGUGUGGUGUUGGUAAAAGUCACCCCUACAGUGGAGAAACUUUUAGGAAUUGAAACUAUAAAACUUUAAAGUUUGUGUGUUGUAUGUAGUCAAAAAGAAAUAUUACCUUAAAUUUUGUUGAAAGAUUAUUUUAAGAUGAACAGUAUUUGGAAAAUAAUGAUCUUUAUUGAUCAUACCAAAGUGGAGAAGUCCAGAUUUUUUUUUUUUUUUUUUGACUGUUUAACUGUUGAUAUUGUAAAUCAGCAAGUUUACCCAUUUUUUAUGAGUCUACCUUCACUUCCUACUAAAAUUGUGAUUUUAAUACUGAUAAUGAAUUUGCAUAUACCAUACAUAGUAUAUGAGUUACUGAGCAACAUUAGUACAUGCAGAGAUAACUUCCUCUGUGAUAAGGUUUAUCAAAGAUAUACAUAAACUGUGAUAAGUCCUGUGUAAAGCCAAAAAGAAGGUGAUAUGCAGAUAGUUACAGGAAAUCUUCCAAUUACAAGAAUUUUGAAAAAAAAAAAAAAAAAAAAAACGUGCAGCAGGCCUAAGAUAUUCACUUUAAUAUAAUGAUGUGUUUUCCAUUUUAUAAUAAAUCAGUGGUAGCUGGA
Messenger RNA from Cherax quadricarinatus, 14111 nucleotides. RefSeq lists its product as uncharacterized. The record is from RefSeq and is a predicted model, not a curated record. NCBI's taxonomy places the organism in Eukaryota, Metazoa, Arthropoda, Malacostraca, Decapoda, Parastacidae. Gene Ontology annotation, biological process: negative regulation of transcription by RNA polymerase II. Gene Ontology annotation, cellular component: nucleus. Gene Ontology annotation, molecular function: protein binding; transcription corepressor activity.